Molecule: messenger RNA, 1206 nt
Organism: Marchantia polymorpha subsp. ruderalis
Lineage: Eukaryota; Viridiplantae; Streptophyta; Marchantiopsida; Marchantiales; Marchantiaceae
Source: the annotation of a GenBank genome assembly
CGGGGGGUGGGGGGCGGGGGCUGCUGGCCCCGUUGCCUCUCGCCGACGUCGGACGCCCGGGCUGCAACGGGCGUCACGAGCCUGUGAUUGCGUGGCGGGUUCCGGUGGCCGUGGGGCAGCAAUUCUUAUGCCGGUCAGCGGGUGCAUCUGGUUUGGGGAAAUCACGCGAAAGCUUCCGACAAGUUGACGACGGGGGGAGGUGGUGCAGGAGAAGAGUUGUCAUGGCGCAGAUUCUCAGAAGUCGCUCGGUGGUCCUGGCUGCCGCUGCGGUGGCCGUGCUGCUGGUCCUCUCGUGGGUUCCAGCCAUCGAGGCCGGGAAGAGGCGAGUGCACAUUCCGGACGACCUCGAUGAUGUGGAAGACAACGAGGAGGAUGAGGACUGGAAAGCGUGGGGCAAACCUAAGCCCAGGCCUCGUCCGAAAUUCGACCCUCCUCCCGAUUUUCAAGAUGGGAUGGAUUUGGGCAAGUAUCAACGCGAGAUGAUCAAGCGACAGUUUGGACCUUCCAUGGGCUUCGCCAAGCUCCGGAUCGACGUGCCGCGCGAGCUGGAAGAAGCCCCACGCUUAGCAAGGACGUGGACUGAGCUACUGAAGACAGGGUCAAUCGAUGCCAAGGUUAUUGCUGUCGACAAGAACACGAUUAUGUUCACAAUUCCGGAUGGCCAAGACUCUUUGGAGGUGAAGGACUUCGUUUUGAGUCAACCGGAAGCAUACGAAUUUAAACUUGGCCAAAGUACGUUCCGUCGCCCAGGAGAUCCUGAAUUGGAUGUUGUUGUGGAGAGAAUGAGAAAGGAGAGGGCGAAGAAGAAAGACUCGAGUAGUGUGAAGGAGGAGUUGUAGCCUCUGGCGCAAAACACUGGGAUUCAGCCUGGUUUUCGUGAUACAGUCAUCCUCAACAGGAUCUAUCACUAAGUCCGCUCAGGACUUCGUUUCUGAAACUGCGUCCAUGCCAAUCAAGGAAGAAUCAUGCCCAGUUAACAGAGAAGACUCUUCUGUCUGCAAAAUGUGAAGGAAGAGCAAGCGCAAAGUGGAGACUCUGUCCUUGGUUUGAAAGACCCUGUUUCAUAUCCACUCAAGGAAAUAGACGAGGUAAGGGUGUGCAGUGAUGUAGAACCGAGACAUCAUUCCUAAAUGUGAGAAAUGUGGACCGAACCCAUUAACAUACGUUUCAUUUCCAAAAGAAUUCAAUAAAGUUACUCAUGGUCGC